AUGACGGCAACUGCGCUGCAGCCGCAGCACGAGCCAACAUGUAUUGAGAUAUCGCCUACGCUGAAGUCGGUGACGGUUUUCAGGGACCAGGCGCAACUGACUUACGUCGCCAACGCUGCGCUUGCGGUCGGGACGCACGUCCUCUCCUUGAAGGGAGAAAGGGGUUGGGAGAGCGUCUUGGAGAACACCCUCCAGAUUCGCCUGGAGGACGCGGCGAACCAGCCGGUGGUGAUGCGAGGGGUUUGUUUCAAGAGGCACAUCAACAAGGAGGAUGUGCGGGAGCGAGUGCGAGAGCUCGAAAAGGCACGAGAUGCGGUUCAGGAACGCCUUGACGUUAUUGCAGACAAAAAGGCCGUUAACGACGCGAUUGAAAACGCACUGAAGCAGGUGGAGGAGAAACUCAACGCCAUGGGGGAGCGCGGCCAGGGGCCAGACGCGCGUGUAAGUGUGGACCACAUGGCUCAGUUUCUUUCAAAGCCGGCCUCGUGGACGAGAUUGACCCGUUUUAUCGCUCGCCGUAAGUUGCAGUUGGGCGAGUCUCGUCUGACGCUCUCAGGGGAGGCGAGCGAGCUUGAGAAGAAGCAACAGGAAAUAGAGAAAAAGCUGCUCGAUCUAAAAGGUGGCGGGCACAAUGAACGGCGGGAAGUGUCAGUGGAGGCCAUUAUUUCUGUCCAUGAACGGGAUGUGAAUUUAAAACUUUUUGUUAGUUUUGUCGCCAUGGGCGCUUCGUGGACCCCGUUGUACGACAUACGCGUGGAUCAGGGACAGUCAGCAAUGGACGUUACAUACCACGCCCAGGUGUCUCAGAGCACCUCAAUGGAUUGGAACAAAGUGCAAAUGAAGCUUAGCACAGCCACCCCACACUUUAGUUCAGCUCCGCCCGAGCCUGGGGCGUGGAAUAUCAGUUUGCGGCCGCCAGCGCCCCCAAGGGCCUUUAAACGAGCUCUUAGAGCUAAAACAUGUCUUCGAAGUGUGGGGGCGAUGAGUAAUGAGGUGGAUUCGCCAACGCCGCAAGCUGCCCAGGUGGAGCAGGCGGUUGUUUCCUGCUCAUCUACAUCGAGUACGUUUCAAAUUGUCGGCCUGGCCACUGUGCGAAGCGACAACAAACCGGUAAAGGUUACCAUUGCCACACACACAUUUCCGGUGAAACUUGUGUACCAUGCAGUGCCGAAAAGAGCACCGUGGACGUACCUUGUUGUUAACGCGAGGAAUACAAGCCCUUACUUAUUCCUUCCCGGAAAGGCAAACGUUUUUGCCAACAACACUUUUGUAAGCAACUCACGGUUGGAGCUUGUUCCUGUCGGUGCGGAAUUUACGACGUCGCUUGGUACAGAUGAUUCUGUCAGCGUGACACGAAAACGAGUGAAGCGAAUGCGGUCUACUGUCCGCACUAUGCUGCGUAACCCACAAACACUUAUUGAGUAUGUAUAUGAAUUUACGGUGAAAGGUUCACUGACGGCAGAGGCGCCGCUGGUGGUGAAGGACCAGUGCCCCAUCUCCUCGCACGAUGACAUCAGGGUGAAGCUGAGUGAGCCAAGCAAGAGGAUGCUGGCGGACGGAAAGACGGCGGAGGGCUAUGACUGCAGUAUGGAUACCGAAGGCGUCGUGGAGUGGCAGUUGCAACUCCCAUCCGGCGCGUUUACGCGCGUCUUCCGCUUCGCUUUCCAGGUAGAGUACAGUGAGGAAAUGAAUGUCGAUGACCUUGACGAGGACGACCAAUAA
Molecule: messenger RNA, 1722 nt
Organism: Trypanosoma conorhini
Lineage: Eukaryota; Euglenozoa; Kinetoplastea; Trypanosomatida; Trypanosomatidae
Product: Aspartate ammonia-lyase
Exons: 1
Coding region: 1-1722 (573 amino acids)
Source: RefSeq, a predicted model, not a curated record